UCUACAGCAGAUUCGAUUUCUCAGUGGGUUGACAAUGGUUGCAGAGUCUACGGUGGAAGACCUCCUGAAAAGGCCUCUUUACGUUUAUGAUCUACCGCAGGAGCUUCUCUCCACCUUGACCACGAAAGGUGGCGACCAGCCGCUCUCAAUCCAGAAUGGGGAUGACGUGACACCCGAAGAGUCGAAAGGCGAGGUAUUGGAACAUGCGGUCGCCACAUCGAAUAGCUGUCCCCUCUGCAAGGUCACAUACCUCAAUGUGCAGGAGCAACGCGACCAUGUGCGAUCGGACCAUCACAAAUACAACCUGAAAGUGCAGCUCAGGGGUGGUCCCACACUAGACGAAGUGCAGUUCUCGAAGGCGAUCGGGGAGCUCGACGAGUCGAUAUCCGGGUCCGAGUCGUCGGAAGGGGAGAACGAGGAAGAGGAGACCCAGCUUACGGCCCUGCUGAAGAGACAGGCCAGGAUAACGCAGGAAGCUCAGGAGGAAGAGGAUUCGCCAUCCAACAAGAAAUCUGCGGGCCGACCUCCGCUGUUCUGGUUUUCAAGCGCCGCACUGCCGUCAAACGUCUCGCUCGGUGUCUACAGGGCUUUGUUCUCGGCUGUUGAGCAGGAUGAGCCCCAGCACCUCGUCGCCUCCCUGCAGAAGAAGCAACUUGUGCCCAUCAACGCACCCCGGAAUGCUGCAGAUGAGCAAGCGAAGCCCCCUCCUCCCAGUCCCCAUAUCUUCAUGUGCAUGAUUGGUGGUGGUCACUUCGCCGCCAUGAUUGUAUCACUGGCCCCGGAAAUUCAUCGGAGACAAGGUGGCAUUGAGGAUCGCCAGGCUCGGGUGAUUGCCCACAAAACCUUCCAUCGCUAUACAACGAGAAGGAAGCAAGGUGGCUCGCAGUCUGCCAAUGAUGCUGCCAAGGGUGCCGCGCAUUCGGCCGGUUCGAGCUUGAGACGAUACAACGAAGCGGCGCUGGAGAAGGAAAUUCGAGAGUUGCUGUCCGAGUGGAAGCAACUGAUUGAUGAGGCGGAGCUGCUGUUCGUUCGGGCGACGGGGAGCACAAACAGAAGAAUUCUGUUCGAGAAGUACGACGGCCAGAUGUUGAGACAGAAUGACCCAAGGCUUCGAGGGUUCCCGUUCAGCACACGCCGGGCCACCCAAGCCGAGCUCAUGCGGUGCUUUAAAGAGCUCACAAGGGUCAAAGUGAGCCAGGUAGACGAGGCCGCCCUUGCAGCUGCGGCGGCCAAAGCAAAGGAGGUGGCAUCAAAGCCGUCGACACCACGGCCGCAGCAGCAGAAGCCCAAGAUCUCGAAAGAGGAAGAGGAAGCCAUUCUCCACACAACACAGAUUCAAGCGCUGAUCCGGCGCUCCAAAAUCCCCGCUCUGAUGGCAUAUCUCUCCAAGAAUGCCAUCCCAUCAUCCUUCACGUUCCGCCCCUCGGAUUCCCAGCAAAACUUCCGCUGUCCAACGUCACUCCACUUGGCUGCCAACCUCAACUCGUCGGCCAUGGUUCUAGCACUUCUGACGAAGGCCGAUGCGGACCCGACGACCGUCAACUCCGAAGGAAGAACACCCUUUGAACUCGCAGGCGACCGUGCCACCCGCGACGCGUUCCGCAUCGCUCGCCAUGAGCUGGGCGAGUCGAAGUGGGACUGGACCGCCGCGAAGGUUCCGGCACCCAUCUCCAAGGACGAUGCAACCAGCCGGCUGGAGCAGGAGCGGAAAAGCGCAGAGGAGGAGGAGGCCACCCGACGCAAGGCCGCGAUGGCGCGCCUGCAGAAAGAGGAGGCGGCCCGCGCGGCCGAACAAGCCUCCAGAAAGCCGGUUGGCCGUACCCUGGGGGCUAUCGAGAAAACGGCGCAGGAGAAGAUGGAGGAAGAGAUGCGCGGGAUGACGCCGGAGAUGCGAAUGCGACUGGAACGAGAGCGGCGCGCGCGAGCGGCGGAAGAGCGCUUUCGACGCAUGCAGGGCGGCAGUUGAACUGCACCAUGAAGUAGAAUCCUGUGGCUUGACUUACUGUAGCGUUGCGAAGGGAGCAUAUGAUACCUUGG
Molecule: messenger RNA, 2037 nt
Organism: Aspergillus japonicus CBS 114.51
Lineage: Eukaryota; Fungi; Ascomycota; Eurotiomycetes; Eurotiales; Aspergillaceae
Product: putative C2H2 finger and ankyrin domain protein
Exons: 2
Coding region: 35-1966 (643 amino acids)
Source: RefSeq, a predicted model, not a curated record